GCAUGCGUUGGAUUUCUUGCCAAAAAGCUGGAGCAUAGAACGGAAGGCCGGAGUAAAUUUUCAGAUUUGAAGAAAAAAAAAAAAAACUAAAAGUACUAUUUUGCAAUUUUUCUUCUGUUAAAUCCCAGAGUGAAAAUUAUUAUUUUUCUAAACGGCCACAACGCUUAAAUAUUACAACGACAAACUAACAGAAUAAACAAGCAAAUCCACAAGUAGAAAUAACAACACCGAAAAACUUCAUCAAAUAAAAAAAAAAGCAAAAGAAAGAAAAAAAAAUCCAAGGAAAGCCCUAAAAUGUUUAAUAAUAAAAAGGAACUUUUAGUAAUUGACCCACCUAAUGAAUUACGAUUCCGUGGGCCUUUUACGAAACCAGUUAUUACUGUUCUGAAACUGUCUAAUCCAACAGAAGAAACAGUACUUUUCAAAAUCAAAACAACAGCUCCAAAAAAAUAUUGUGUUCGUCCAAACUUUGGCCAUGUUAUGCCACACUCCAAUAUUAAAGUGGAAAUCUGCUUACAAGCAUUUGUUUACGAUCCAAAUGAAAAGAACAAACAUAAGUUCAUGGUUCAAAGCUUGGUCGUCCCGGAAGGUGUUGAGGAUUUUGGCAAACUGUGGAAAGAAGUUGAACCUGAGAACUUGAUGGACGCUAAGUUAAAGUGUGUAUUUGAAAUGCCAGCAGAGGCAUCAGAAGCUGAUACUUCAGCUCCGAAAGAGGUGGUGACUAAUGAAGCUUCACCAAUUCCAGUAGGCGAAGAGAAGCAAAAUGAUUCGUAUCAGACAGAACAGCUUUUAACAGAAAUAAGGCAACUCAAAAACGAAGGAAGCGAGUUAAGGGAAGAAAAUCUUACCCUUAAGAAUCAGCUUAUGCGCAUAAAGUACACAACGUCGCAGCAAAGAAUGGAUGAACCAUAUUCACCGACGGUGGAUAAACAAAUUCCAAUGUUUUACAUAGCGCUCUCCAUUGUAACAGCAAUCUUUGGCAUAUUUCUGGGCAAAUACUUGCUCUGAAUCAAUGGAUUAAAAAUUUUGUUAUUAUCGAUGAGUAAAAAUAAUUAAAACAAAAGAAAAAAAAAAAAAAACUACAAAAAAAUCAUUAAUACCUAUCAAAAAAAAUAUAAAAGUAAAUAAAUGCCUAAAAAAAAAAUAUAAUUUUUAGACAAACACAACAGCAACAACAAAUCAAUUGAAAACAGAGACGGAUACAAAAAUAAAUUAUAAAUCAACUGAAUUUAAAAACCAUCUAUUUAGAUCAUAAUUCAAAAAUACAUGAAAUCCAGUGAUUGAGUUCAUCAUAAAACAAUAACUUAAAAAAAAAAAAAAACAAAAAAAAAAAAAAUAAAUAACAAACAAACAAAUGCAUACACACCAUGCUAUGAAGAUUUCACGUAUAGCUAAUUAUUUCUUAAAAUCACAGAAAACGAUUAAUAAAUGUAUGGAUGGGUGGCAUAAAUGACAGGAGGUGAUGGGAAGCGUUUUUAUUUUCUUUCUUCGAAAAUGUCUUCAUAUAAUGAUGGUUUAUAAUUUUUUUGUUUUUUU
Molecule: messenger RNA, 1536 nt
Organism: Episyrphus balteatus (marmalade hoverfly)
Lineage: Eukaryota; Metazoa; Arthropoda; Insecta; Diptera; Syrphidae
Gene: Vap33
Product: vesicle-associated membrane protein-associated protein A
Exons: 7
Coding region: 295-1008 (237 amino acids)
Biological process (GO): endoplasmic reticulum membrane organization
Cellular component (GO): endoplasmic reticulum membrane; plasma membrane
Molecular function (GO): FFAT motif binding
Source: RefSeq, a predicted model, not a curated record